UGGAGCCGGACUUAGAGCUGGUGCCGCGGCGCAGGGAGAGGCACGGGUCCUCGGCGCCGAGAGAUGUGAGUGGGAGCCGCAGUCGCUCCGAGAGGGAUCCGGAGGUCCCAGCCUGGCGGACGCUCGGACCCCGAACCCGUGCCCGCUGCGGGGGCUUCGCAGACCUCGACCGGCCGGAGGCGCCCGGUUUCAGAAACAGGCAAGGGAACAAGAUGUGAACUGUUUUCCUUCUGCAGAACAAGAGGCCCUUCCUCCCCUUCCCGCGAAGGCAAAUGUUCUGAAAAAGACUCUGCAUGGAAAUGGCUUGCCUCACAAUGACAGAAAUGGAAGGAACAUGCACACCUCCUAUGCAUCAGAAUGGAGAUAUUCCUGGAAUUACUGAUUCUGUGAAGCAAAUAGAUCCAGUCCUUCAGGUGUAUCUUUAUCAUUCCCCUGGGAAAACUGAGGGAGAUUACCUGAAGUUUUCAACUGGGGAAUAUGUUGCAGAAGAAAUUUGUGUUGCUGCUUCUAAAGCCUGUGGAAUCACACCUGUGUAUCAUAGUAUGUUUGCUUUAAUGAGUGAAACAGAAAGGAUCUGGUAUCCGCCCAACUAUGUCUUCCAUAUAGAUGAGUCAACCAGGCACAAUGUACUCUACAGAAUAAGAUUUUACUUUCCUUACUGGUAUUGUAGCGGCAGCAACAGAACUUAUCGGCAUGGAAUAUCUCGAGGUGCUGAAGCUCCUCUUCUUGAUGACUUUGUUAUGUCUUACCUUUUUGCUCAGUGGCGGCAUGAUUUUUUGCAUGGAUGGAUAAAAGUACCUGUGACUCAUGAAACACAGGAAGAAUGUCUUGGGAUGGCAGUGUUAGAUAUGAUGAGAAUAGCCAAAGAAAAUGAUCAAACCCCACUCGACGUCUAUAGCUCUAUCAGCUAUAAGACAUUCUUACCAAAAUGUAUUCGAGCAAAGAUCCAAGACUAUCAUAUUUUGACAAGAAAGCGAAUAAGGUACCGAUUUCGCAGAUUUAUUGAGCAAUUCAGCCAUUGCAAAGCCACUGCCAGAAACUUGAAACUUAAGUAUCUUAUAAAUCUGGAAACUCUUCAGUCUGCCUUCUACACAGAGCAAUUUGAAGUAAAAGAACCUGGAAGAGGUCCUUCAGGUGAGGAGAUUUUUGCAACCAUUAUAAUAACUGGAAACGGUGGAAUUCAGUGGUCAAGAGGGAAACAUAAAGAAAGUGAAACACUGACAGAACAGGAUUUACAGUUAUAUUGUGACUUUCCCGAUAUUAUUGAUGUCAGUAUUAAGCAGGCAAGCCAAGAAGGCUCAAAUGAAAGCAUUGUAACUAUCCAUAAACAGAUGGAAAUUGAACUUAGUUCAUUAAAGGAGGCUUUGUCUUUUGUGUCAUUAAUUGAUGGAUAUUAUAGAUUAACUGCAGAUGCACAUCAUUACCUCUGUAAAGAAGUAGCAUCUCCAGUGGUGCUUGAAAAUAUACAAAGCAAUUGUCAUGGCCCAAUUUCAAUGGAUUUUGCCAUAAGUAAACUGAAGAAAGCAGGUAAUCAGACUGGACUUUAUGUACUUCGAUGCAGUCCUAAGGAGUUUAAUAAAUAUUUUUUGACUUUUGCUGUCGAGCAUGAUAAUGUCAUUGAAUAUAAGCACUGUCUGAUUACAAAAAAUGAGAAUGGAGAAUACAACCUCAGUGGGACUAAGAAGAACUUCAGUAAUCUUAAAGAUCUUUUGAAUUGCUACCAGAUGGAAACUGUUCGCUCAGACAAUAUAAUUUUCCAGUUUACAAAAUGCUGUCCUCCAAAGCCAAAAGAUAAAUCAAACCUUCUAGUCUUUAGAACAAAUAGUGUUUCUGAUGUACCAACCUCACCAACAUUACAGAGACAUAAUAAUGUGAACCAAAUGGUGUUUCACAAAAUCAGAAAUGAAGAUUUAGUAUUUAAUGAAAGUCUUGGCCAAGGCACUUUUACAAAAAUUUUUAAAGGUGUAAGAAGAGAAGUAGGAGAUUAUGGUCAACUGCAUGAAACAGAAGUUCUUUUAAAAGUUCUGGAUAAAGCACAUAGAAACUAUUCAGAGUCUUUCUUUGAAGCAGCAAGCAUGAUGAGCCAGCUUUCUCACAAGCAUCUGGUUUUAAAUUAUGGAGUAUGUGUCUGUGGAGAGGAGAAUAUUCUGGUUCAGGAGUUUGUGAAAUUUGGAUCACUAGAUACAUAUUUGAAAAAGAAUAAAAAUUCUAUAAAUAUAUUAUGGAAACUUGAAGUGGCUAAACAGUUGGCAUGGGCCAUGCAUUUUCUAGAAGAAAAAAACCUUAUUCAUGGGAAUGUGUGUGCCAAAAACAUUCUACUUAUCAGAGAAGAAGACAGGAAGUCAGGAAAUCCUCCUUUCAUCAAACUUAGUGAUCCUGGCAUUAGUGUUACAGUUUUACCAAAGGACAUUCUUCAGGAGAGAAUACCAUGGGUACCACCUGAAUGUAUUGAAAAUCCUAAAAACUUAAACUUGGCAACAGACAAAUGGAGUUUUGGUACCACUUUGUGGGAAAUCUGCAGUGGAGGAGAUAAGCCUCUGAGUGCUUUGGAUUCUCAAAGAAAGCUACAGUUUUAUGAAGAUAGACACCAGCUUCCUGCACCAAAGUGGACAGAAUUAGCAAAUCUUAUUAAUAAUUGUAUGGAUUAUGAACCAGAUUUUAGACCUUCUUUCAGAGCCAUCAUACGAGAUCUUAAUAGUUUGUUUACUCCAGAUUAUGAAUUGUUAACAGAGAAUGACAUGUUACCAAAUAUGAGGAUAGGUGCCCUAGGGUUUUCUGGAGCUUUUGAAGACCGAGACCCUACUCAGUUUGAAGAGAGACACUUGAAAUUUCUGCAGCAACUUGGCAAGGGUAACUUUGGGAGUGUUGAGAUGUGCCGGUAUGACCCUCUACAAGACAACACUGGGGAGGUGGUGGCCGUGAAAAAGCUCCAGCACAGUACUGAAGAGCACCUCAGAGACUUUGAAAGGGAAAUUGAAAUCCUUAAAUCCCUGCAGCAUGACAACAUUGUAAAGUACAAGGGAGUGUGCUACAGUGCUGGCCGACGUAAUCUAAGAUUAAUUAUGGAAUAUUUACCAUAUGGAAGUUUACGAGACUAUCUCCAAAAGCAUAAAGAACGAAUAGAUCAUAAGAAACUUCUGCAAUAUACAUCUCAAAUAUGCAAGGGUAUGGAAUAUCUUGGUACAAAAAGGUAUAUCCACAGGGAUCUGGCAACAAGGAAUAUAUUGGUAGAGAAUGAAAACAGAGUUAAAAUUGGAGAUUUUGGGUUAACCAAAGUCUUGCCACAAGACAAAGAAUACUACAAAGUGAAAGAACCUGGUGAAAGUCCUAUAUUCUGGUAUGCUCCAGAAUCACUGACAGAGAGCAAGUUUUCUGUGGCCUCAGAUGUUUGGAGCUUUGGAGUGGUUCUAUAUGAACUUUUCACCUAUAUUGAGAAGAGUAAAAGUCCACCAGCGGAAUUCAUGCGUAUGAUUGGCAAUGACAAACAAGGACAGAUGAUUGUGUUUCAUUUGAUAGAACUCUUGAAGAAUAAUGGAAGAUUACCAAGACCAGAUGGAUGCCCAGAUGAGAUCUAUCUGAUCAUGACAGAAUGCUGGAAUAAUAAUGUAAAUCAACGUCCAUCUUUCAGAAACCUAGCUCUUCGAGUUGAUCAAAUAAGGGACAACAUAGCUGGAUGAACAAAAUGAACUUCACUCUGAGGCCAAAAUAAAGUUAGAGAACAAAGUUUUGUAUUUCACAUUGCUGUGGACUAUUACUACAUAUAUCAUUGUUAUGUAUAUCAUGAUGCUAGCCACAAGGAUGUGGAAAUAUCUGCUCAAAACUUUCAAAGUACAGUGGGGCCUGACUUACGAGUUCAAUUCGUUCUAUGAUGGAGCUCGUAACUCAAAUUACUCGUAUGUCAAAUCAUUGUGAUGUUCGCUGCGCCAACUAGCGGUGGGGUAUCUGAAGCUGGCUCGUAACCCGAAUUUUAGCUCGCAACUCAAAGCAAAAAAUCGGCCGAGAGACGGCUCGUAUCUCAAAAAACUCGUUAGUCGGGACACUCGUAAGUCAAGGCCCCACUGUAUAGUGAGUUUUUCUUUAUGGGGACACCAGUAAAAGAAAUGGAUGAAAAGUUCUUAGUAAAGAAUUUUGUAAAAAGUUUCAUGAACUUAGUCAAUUAACAUCACUUUUCUUUGGCAAAAGAAAAAAAUAGAUGUUUUUUAACUCAGAAUUUUGAGAGAUGAAAAAAUUGUAAUAUAAAUUUUACAAUGUUAAAGAAGCACAGAAUACAUAUGUACAGUUUUUACCACAGUGAAUGUAUAAUACCUUGGCAUCUUGUGUGAUCUUUUACACAAGGGCUGGUUCAUUAAUGAUGUUUUCUAAUUUUUCCAUAGUUGAUCUAAAAUAACUUCACUAUACAAACAAAUUAAGAUGCUCAAAUAAUUGAGUAAGCACUUUUGUGUUCUUGUUCAUCUAUAUCACUGGCCAGCAAUAUAAGCAGGUGUACACUUUUUGCUUAUCAUUCUAUGUACUGUAAAUAUUUUUCAAAGAAAAGGGAACAAAUGUUUAGUUUUAUUUGUAUAGGGAUUUCCCUAACUAUAAAGAAUACAUUUUGAAAUGGAACAAGUUUACAAAGCUGUAACACAAUCUAUUUUCUUAUUUGUCUCCCUUGUAUCUAUUUGUGAUGAGUAUGUUGUUAUUUUUUUUAAAUAGAUCUCUAAAUUUUUCUAAGACUGGUAAAUAGUUUUCUUUUAAAAUUUUGAGAUUACGAAUGCAGGAUUAUUGUCAUCCCUUGAGCUAUUGGCUGUCAGUAUGAUUCUUGAAUCCUUGGGACCUAUCAUCAUGCAUUAAAUUUAACCUAUUAAGAUUCAUAGUAUGGGUUAGGGAUGUUUUUUUAAGACUGUAUUUUAGGGGUUUCAGAAAUCUCUUGUAGUCUCAGAAUAAAUAUUCUCUUAGAAAAUUUAGAAAGUCUUAUAUUCAAAGGAGAAAUGAGAGGAAAUUGGUAAAAAAAAAGUAUGCUUGUUAUUUUAUUCCAGAAUGCCAGUAGAAAAUUCAUAAUAUUCCUCCAAGAAAAAUGAGAGUAUACUUAUUUUCAGUGAAGUAUAAUGGGUUGUUCAUUGUCAUCAUUUGUUUUAGUGCUACUCCAUUUUAUACACCGUACAUAAUAUGAGGCGGUAUUUAUUGUUAUUUAUAAAAAGUUUAAAAUACUUAGUAUUUGGGUUAAAAAGAAAAUAAUUUCUUACUCUAGUUUCAGUGGUAUGUGCUAUUUUUUUAAACAGACUUUUAAUUAUUUUUCUGAUUAUUUUUUGGAGCUAGUUUUAAAGUGCAAAUUCUGUAAGAAAAAAUUCUUCACAUGUAAAGUUUGAGAUUCUUUUGGUUAGAAGGAAGGAAAGAGGAGAAAUUCUUUUUACAUGAUCUUUGAAAUAUUUUAGUGGUUGCCGAAUGAAAAAAAUCAUUUAAAAUUUUAAAAGUUUUCUAGUAGAUAUUUUGAUGAAAGUUGAAUAUAAUUUUUAUUUAAUUUGUAAAGACUCUUCAAGAUCUGUAAAUACAGUGCAAUUAAAGAUCUCCAUUUUCCUACUUUUCAAGUCAAAAGUAUGUUGAUGUGCUUGAUUUCAGAUUUUUGUAUUAAAACUUAAGUUCUGAAAGGUA
Myotis lucifugus (little brown bat) is the source of this 5628-nucleotide messenger RNA. RefSeq names its product Janus kinase 2 (gene JAK2). Gene Ontology annotation, molecular function: ATP binding; non-membrane spanning protein tyrosine kinase activity; histone binding. Gene Ontology annotation, cellular component: cytosol; cytoskeleton; membrane. The record is from RefSeq and is a predicted model, not a curated record. Gene Ontology annotation, biological process: cell differentiation; peptidyl-tyrosine phosphorylation; intracellular signal transduction. Lineage: Eukaryota; Metazoa; Chordata; Mammalia; Chiroptera; Vespertilionidae.